AUGCAAAAUACCCUGGAACUUCCGGAAGACCAGAGGCGGCAGCACGCAGAGCGCAUUCUGGGAGCAGAGCGCGGCGAAAUGGUGGGCGGUCGGCGCGGCGAGCGCGUCCUGCUGGACACAGGAGUGAAGCUUGGGAUGUCCGCGCCGCCGCUCAGCUCGGGGCCGAGCAUGGCGGUGGUGAACAUGUCGUUCUACCGCUGGGAGAGCGUCGCGGCCCCGCCCGUCGUCGACUGGCGGAAGACCGUCGCCAUCACGCCCAUCCAGACGCAGUUCGUGGUGGGUACUCCGCUCGCCCCUCGCUCGCCUGGUUACGUCACUGCUACUAUGCCUGCUCAGCCCCCGUCCUCGCUGCUUAAUUUUCCUCCCACCCCUUCGCAGUGCUCAAGCUGCUGGGCGAUCGCAGCCGUCGAUUCCAUCGCCAUAAUGUGGGCGAUCGCCAACAACGGUGUCGGGACGAAUCUGUCGCCACAGCAGGUGUGCGACUGCGCGACGAAGCAGUGCUGCCAGGGCGGGUGGCCCGAGUGGGCCUUCUCCUACGUGCUCUUCAACGGCGGCAUCACGUCCAACGCCAACUACCCCUACCUCGCCUACGAUUCCGCCACGUGUCUGCUCGACACAUCUAUGUCGUCCGUGGCACAGAUCACGGGGUGGGAGCUGGUGCCGGCAUUCAACGCCAUGGCGCUCAUGAAGGCCGUCAGCAUGCAGCCCGUCGUCGCCUUCAUCAGCGCCUCCGCCGCCGACUUCACCGCUUACUCAAGCAAUGGCGUGCUGAACAUUUACAACGGGCUGUGCACGACUGACGUGAACCACGCGGUGGUGGUGGUGGGCUUUAACUACACGGGGCCGGACCUCAAAGGCAGCUAUUGGAUCAUCAAGAACUCGUGGUACGCCACGUGGGGCGACCGCGGCUACAUGUACCUCGCCAUGACGCCCGACGUGCGCGGGAAAUGCGGCAUCCUAUCUCCACCGAUUCUGCUCUCUUCUUGCCACCCCUCCUUUCCGCGCAGAACCCCUGCCAUGUACCCCGUCUACUUCCCAUCCGGGCAGCAGCCGGCGCGCUUUGCGUCUGACAAGCGCGGCAAGUGGAAAAUUAACAAAGUGGACGACCUCUCGUCGUCGCUCUUCUCCUCCACCCUCUCCCUUUCAACCACCAGCAUCAGCACCACCACCACCACAACUACUUCGUCGACUGACUUCUCUUCAUCAACAGACUUCGCCAUCGCAGCUAUCACCGAUCCGACGAUCUCCGAUUCUUCCUCGCUACUCAUUGGUUCCACCACUGAUUCGUCUGCGACCAAGACGACCACGCUGAGUACGACGUGCGUCGGGAUGAUCAACCCGUGCGGCGGGGGCAGUUGUUACAUCAGCGGCGGGAUUCCGCGGUGCAACUGCAGCGCGAUGGCGAAUAUGGUCGAGGUGUUGGGAGUGCCCACGUCCAAGUGCGUGCCGCGAAGUCCCUGCACGACGGCUUCUGUGAAUCCCUGCGGCGGCGGAACGUGCACGGAUGUGGGUGACGGGACGUACACGUGCGCGUGCUCUGCUGGUUACGCCAUCGGCGCUGCUGUCGAUGGUUCGCCAACGUGCCUGCCUGCGGCUGGACUCGCGAAGUCCUAUGUUACCAGCCCUGGCGACAACUGCACGUUUGUCGCGACAGCUUUCGGGAUUUCGACCACCACGCUGACAAACCUGAACACUUUCAUUAACUGCUCCGCUACAGAAUACCUCCCUCCUGGAAUUGCACUUACAACGACCAUCAACUGCACGGGGCGGUACCGGGUGAUGCAGGGCGACACAUGCCCCUCCAUCUGGAAUGCAGCCAACCUCACCAUGUCCAUGUUCCAAGCCAUCAACCCGGGCAUUCAGUGCCAGGCGCCCUACCUGGUGGUGGGCCAGCAAGUCUGCAUUGACUCACCCAUCCUCACCACCAUGCAGCGAAACCCAAACGCCAACUACUCCAUCUACACCGUCCGUGCGAAUGACACUCUCUCCACCAUCUCCUCCCUCUACCUCCCCCGCUGCACAAAGCUCUCCGUGACCCCCGCUGCCAUCGCUGCACAAAACUACCUCACCAACCUCUCUGCACCGCUCCCCAUCGGCAUGAACCUCAUCAUCCCCUGUAUGGGCGGCAUCGGUAUGAUUGACGGCGGUUGUGCAACGUCUCUCACGGUGUGCGGAUCAGAUUUCGUCUCGUACCCGUCAUACUGCCAUGCAGCCGUGAACUACGCCCUUCCAGUUUUCCAAUAUAGCCCGUGUGACAAGUGUGGGGCCGCAUGCCCUGGCCGCAUGGGGUUGACCCCGCUCACUGGGUUCGGCUGCACGCAAGCCGUCUGCCCGUAUCCAGCCUGGGGUGCCUGUGGGGGCCGCCGCAUCUGCUUCGUUGCUGCUUGCAUGGCUGUUGGCAUAUGCGUGCAUGGGGUGUUAGGGUGCAUGGGGUGUUAG
This is a messenger RNA of Closterium sp. NIES-65, 2439 nucleotides long. The record is from the annotation of a GenBank genome assembly. NCBI's taxonomy places the organism in Eukaryota, Viridiplantae, Streptophyta, Zygnematophyceae, Desmidiales, Closteriaceae.